Messenger RNA from Rhizophagus irregularis DAOM 181602=DAOM 197198, 264 nucleotides. RefSeq lists its product as uncharacterized. The record is from RefSeq and is a predicted model, not a curated record. Gene Ontology annotation, cellular component: FANCM-MHF complex. NCBI's taxonomy places the organism in Eukaryota, Fungi, Glomeromycota, Glomeromycetes, Glomerales, Glomeraceae. Gene Ontology annotation, biological process: kinetochore assembly; resolution of meiotic recombination intermediates; replication fork processing.
AUGCCAUCACAAGAAGAAAAAGAGAUACUUACCUUUAAUACUAAAGUAUUGCACGAUAUUUUCAAAACUUCUUGGAAGAACCCAAAGACAAAAGUGGGAAAAGAAGCAUUGAUCCUUUCAGCUGAAUAUUUACGUAUUUUUACUACCCAAGCUAUUAUACGUGCAACUAAUGAAGCUAUGAAUGAAGCUGGGGGUGGAUCCUUGAUAAAAUUAGAAGUUGCACACUUAGAAAAGGUUAUUCCCCAACUUUCAAGAGAUUUUUGA